This is a messenger RNA of Penicillium pulvis, 1722 nucleotides long. RefSeq names its product UV-endonuclease UVE-1. The record is from RefSeq and is a predicted model, not a curated record. Lineage: Eukaryota; Fungi; Ascomycota; Eurotiomycetes; Eurotiales; Aspergillaceae. Gene Ontology annotation, biological process: nucleotide-excision repair; mitochondrial DNA repair; response to UV. The coding region runs from base 1 to 1722 and encodes 573 amino acids. The transcript has 2 exons. Gene Ontology annotation, cellular component: mitochondrion; nucleus. Gene Ontology annotation, molecular function: endonuclease activity.
AUGGCACGAAAGGCAGUUGAGACGGAUUCCAAACCAGCGGAUAUUUCCAAUGGUGAUAUAAAUGAGCCUGCUGGACAGGCCGAGGCACCACUGGAUCCAGAGUCGGACGAGAAUGUCCCACUGGAUGCGGAGGAGCUCAAGGAAGCAUUGGGGAGACCGCCUCCCGUCAAUAGCAGCUACCUUCCACUUCCUUGGAAAGGUCGCCUGGGAUACGCUUGCCUAAAUACCUACCUGCGAUACUCCAAUCCUCCCGUCUUCUGCUCUCGCACCUGUCGCAUUGCCUCUAUCCUCGAAAAUCGACACCCGCUGCAGGAUCCCGAUCAACCUGCGCAUUCUACGAAGAACCGUCCAGAUCGCGACCAGCCGGCCGAUGUAGCCCGCGGGCAGGCCUUUGUGGAAUCCUUAGGCCUUGCCAAUGCGCGCGACCUCGUGAAGCUCUUGCGCUGGAACGACAAGUAUGGGAUCAAGUUCAUGCGAUUGAGCAGUGAAAUGUUCCCGUUUUGCAGUCAUAAAGAGUACGGGUAUAAACUGGCACCAUUCGCCGCAGAAGUGCUAGCAGAAGCAGGCCGAGUAGUUGCAGAGCUUGGUCAUCGUGUCUCGGUUCAUCCGGGGCAAUUCACUCAGCUAGGCUCUCCGAGGAAAGAGGUGGUGGAAAACUCAUACCGAGAUCUGGAGUAUCACUCGGAGAUGCUGCAACUGCUCAAGCUGCCACCCCAGCAGGACCGUGACGCCGUUAUGAUUCUGCAUAUGGGCGGAGUCUUCGGGGACAAGGGCGAAACUCUGGACCGUUUUCGAAAGAAUUAUGCCCCAUUGUCACAAGAUAUUAAGAACAGAUUGGUUCUGGAGAACGACGAUGUCAGUUGGACAGUACACGAUCUGCUCCCCAUCUGCGAGGAAUUGAAUAUUCCUAUGGUUCUUGAUUAUCACCAUCACAAUAUUUUGUUCGACACAAAUGAGCUCCGCGAGGGCACUGAGGAUAUCAUACCACUCUACGACCGCAUUGCAGCCACAUGGUCGAGGAAGAAUAUCACCCAAAAAAUGCAUUACUCGGAACAAACCGCGCCCGCUAUUACCCCUCGUCAGCGUCGCAAGCACAGUGACCGGGUAGCAACAUUACCUCCUUGUGCUCCUACAAUGGAUUUGAUGAUUGAGGCCAAGGAUAAAGAGCAGGCAGUAUUUGAGUUGAUGAGAAACUUCAAACUACCCGGCUAUGAACUUAUUAAUGAACUCAUACCUUACACACGAACUGAUGAAAACAAACCCUUCAAGCCCCCGCGAAAAACCAAGAACAACAGUGGCUUUGUUGAUCUAGAGGGGGCUGUACCACCCAUUCGCACUGUCCCGGAUGAUGAAGUCGGCAUGGGUGGCCCUGAUCGGAGAGUCUACUGGCCUCGAGGCAUGGAAGAGUGGCUCCGACCUGCCAAGAAGAUCGUGAAGACUAAAGCGGCGGCCAGUCCAGCAAAGGGCAGUGCCUCAAAGAAAGUCAAGAUCGAGCCCACUGAACCUAAUGGUACUGAAGUGAAUGGUACCCAGGAGCCAUUAGCCAAGAAACCAGCUCGUGCACCGCGAACUCCAGUUUCUAAAUCCCGUGCGAAACGGAAAGCUUCAGACGUCGAGUCUACCUCGGGGUCCGAGGAAUUGAGCUCUAAACCUGCCGAGGAGCCUGUUUCUCGACGCAGCGCUCGAGCUAAGAAAGUCAACUAUCUUGAAGAUAGUGCAUAG